This is a messenger RNA of Cryptomeria japonica (Japanese cedar), 858 nucleotides long. RefSeq lists its product as uncharacterized. Bases 1 to 858 code for a protein of 285 amino acids. The record is from RefSeq and is a predicted model, not a curated record. NCBI's taxonomy places the organism in Eukaryota, Viridiplantae, Streptophyta, Pinopsida, Cupressales, Cupressaceae. The transcript has 3 exons.
AUGGAAAUAGUAAAUGAAGUCAAGAAGGAUGAGAACAGUAAUAAUGAAAAACAAGAUUCUGUAUUCUCUAAUAACCAAAUAGAGAGUUCUAAAGAAGGGAAGCAAGGUACAAAGUUGAACAACAAAUACAACCCAGAGGUCCAGGAGGUUGGAUCUGUUAGUCAGAAGAAGGAAGAGGCAAGCCCCAAUGAAGCUGUCCCUAUUUCUUCUCUCUCCAAAUUAGUAGAGGAAAACUAUAAUGAAGAUCAAGAGUGCAACUCUUCUGAUAUUGAGCCUUUAUUGCUUUUAACUAAUGGCAGCCCAAAGCCUCCUCUAUGUAAAACCCCAUCUCAUAGUAUGGUUGUGGAUAUCCUGGAAAGGAAUCUCCAGAUUCUCAGCUCGAAAGAAGGAAAAAUGAAUAAGGAGGACCUCAAUGGAGGGAUUUCAACUAGAAAUGAGGAGGUGGGUAUUAAGGAGGAAAGCAGUGAUAAUGAGUCUGAUAAUGAAAGCCCUAUCCAUAGUGAAUGCCUUGGCAAGGACAAUAGCCAUCCCAUGGAGGAUGUGGAUUACAAGGAUAAUGAGGAAAUAGAUGCGAAUUCCGAGAGAGAAAGGAACAAGGAAACUAAGAAGAAUAUGACUAAGGAAAGUUUAAGUGAGGACAAGGAAAACAACGAGUUAUUCAUGGAUAACCUCAAAAAACUUACCAAGAUUGGUAGUGGUGAAGCUACUCCGAUUGGUGGUGAUACCAAGAGGACUAGGGCGAGUGUUAAGAAAGCUGUGGCUGCUUUUGCUAAGGAUCUCCCAAAUAUUAGGGACAACAUCAAAGAACUGCAUGGGAUUAGCAACACCUUGGAUAAUGCCCUAGAAAAAAUCAAUUAG